AUGAAGCUUUCUGUGAAGGCAGCUUUGGUCUUUGUAGUCGACGAAGUGACCACAAAUGUCGAUUUCAACACGUCUGCAGCAGCACCCCAGUUCGAAUGUCGUCGUCGUGAGGAUGGGUAUGCUGCAACCGAGGGCGUUUUCGCCAAGGGAGAUCUCACUCCAACUCCACAAGCAUCUUCCUACUUGGAAAAUGCAGGCGAUAUCGCUGUUAGGGGUGAGUUCAAUCAUUUUCCCAUCAUGCUGUGGCGUGGUAGAAAAUGUCAGGAGCUUACAAUAUGA
Molecule: messenger RNA, 279 nt
Organism: Hydatigera taeniaeformis
Lineage: Eukaryota; Metazoa; Platyhelminthes; Cestoda; Cyclophyllidea; Taeniidae
Source: the annotation of a GenBank genome assembly